This is a messenger RNA of Adineta ricciae, 555 nucleotides long. Lineage: Eukaryota; Metazoa; Rotifera; Eurotatoria; Adinetida; Adinetidae. The record is from the annotation of a GenBank genome assembly.
AUGUCGUUUAUGAUAGAUCAUAUUCUCGCCUUAUCACCAAAACGUGUUGCUCUUCAACCGAUCAAUUCGAACUCUCUUGCAAAGAAAGAUCGUCGUAUCCAACAAUGUCAUCAUUGUUGCAAAAUCUUCGAUCGGCCUUCGUUAUUAAUUCGACAUAUUCGAACUCACACUGGCGAAAAGCCGUAUGCAUGCGAUGUAUGUUCCAAAGCGUUUUCCACUUCAUCCUCAUUGAACACACACCGACGAAUCCAUUCGGGAGAAAAACCUCACGUUUGUGAAAUCUGUCAUAAAUCAUUCACAGCUUCAUCCAAUCUUUACUAUCAUCGAAUGACUCAUAACAAAGAUAAACCACAUCAAUGUUUACAAUGUACAAAGAGUUUCGCGACACCAGGCGAUCUUCGGUGUCAUAUGCAUACGCAUAAUGGCACAUGGCCAUUUCGGUGUUCAAUCUGUAAGCACGGCUUUUCUAAGCAAACAAAUCUGAAGAAACAUCUUUUAAUUCAUGAACAUAACGAAAAACAAUUGAUAAAUGAUGAAAAUAUGAUCUUAAAUUAA